UAAGGGAGGCCGGGAGGAGUCGGGAGCGGCGCUGAGGGCGUUUCGCGCCCGUUCUCCCUCUGUGCCGAAAGAAGAUACUGGGAGGAGUGUGAAAGACUGCUGGGACAGCCCUGAUGCCCCUGCACUUUCCACUUGCAGCAAUGCAGAUAUAUUCCGCCAAAUAAAUGCCAUGUUGGACCACUCUUUGGAUUUCAGUGGAGUCUGCACCACGCCUGUCACAGAAAGCAAACGUGGCAAUCUGCCAGACUUCCAGGACUCUGAAGAAGCAGGGGCAAGCAGGAUGCUUUUUCCCACAUCCAUGCAAGAGUCUUCCCGUUGCCUCCCAGACACCAACGACCUGUGCCUUGGCCUGCAGUCCCUCAGCCUGACAGGGUGGGACAGACCCUGGAGAACCCAAGACUCUGAUGCUGCAGCACAAACCAGCGCACAGUCCGUUCUCAGCAUGCUGAGUAACCCUUUUGGGAAUGUCCUGGGGAAGCCCCCACUGGGUUUCCGGCCUCUAGACCCUGUUGGUUCAGACCUGUCAGAAAAGUUCUCCACGCCGACACUGAGGAACUUGCGCCUGGAUUCCCGCUCCCUCCUGGACUCACGCUCCAGCAGCCCCUCGGAUUCAGACACCAGUGGGUUCAGCUCUGGCUCUGACCACCUCUCUGACUUGAUUUCAAGCCUUCGGAUUUCCCCACCUCUGCCCUUCCUGCCCCUUGGUGGGGUGUCAAGAGAUCACCUGAAGAUGGGAGCAGGGUCCCAGUUGGAUCAAGAUCAAGCUGCCCUGGCUGCAGUAACUUCCUCCCCAGCUGGUGCAUCAAAAAGAUGGCCUGGAGCAUCUGCGUGGCCUUCCUGGGAUCUCCUGGACUCUCCAGAAGACCCCUUCCGUAUUGAAAGAGAAGCCAGGCUUCAUAGGCAAGCAGCAGCUAUGAAUGAAGCAACCUGCACCUGGAGUGGGCAGCUGCCUGUCCGAAAAUACAAGAACCCUGUCUACUCACGCAAAGUGUUCCUGGGAGGAGUCCCAUGGGACAUUACGGAAGCUGGACUGAUCAACACCUUCCGUGUGUUUGGCUCACUGAGUGUGGAGUGGCCUGGUAAGGAUGGCAAACACCCACGCUGCCCUCCCAAAGGAUAUGUCUACCUAGUAUUUGAGUCAGAAAAAUCUGUGCGUGCUCUGCUCCAGGGAUGCUUCCAGGACCUGUUGAGCCCCGAUGGGCUCAGUGAAUACUACUUUAAGAUGUCCAGCCGCAGGAUGCACUGCAAAGAGGUGCAGGUGAUCCCAUGGGCGCUAGCAGACUGCAACUUCGCGCGCAAUCCAUUGCAGCAGCUGGACCCCGGCAAGACGGUGUUUGUGGGGGCUCUGCACGGGAUGCUGAACGCAGAGGCCCUCGCAGCCAUCAUGUGCGACCUGUUUGGAGGGGUGAUCUACGCUGGCAUUGACACGGACAAGCACAAGUAUCCCAUUGGGUCUGGCCGUGUCACCUUUAAUAACCAGCGCAGCUACCUGAAGGCAGUGACGGCUGCUUUUGUGGAAAUCAAAACCACCAAGUUUACUAAAAAGGUUCAGAUUGACCCCUACCUGGAAGACUCCAUGUGCCAAGUCUGCAGUGCCCAACCCGGCCCUUUCUUCUGCCGAGACCAGGUCUGCUUCAAGUACUUCUGUCGCUCCUGCUGGCACUGGCAGCACUCCGUGGAGGACCUGCGGCACCACCGCCCGCUGAUGCGCAACCAGAAGAACCGAGACUCCAGCUAAAGGAGCCACCGAGGCUCAGGGCCUGGCGUGGGCACGGGAGAGGAGCCCUUUGGGGUCACCUGCCGAGCAGAGGGCACGCGAGCGUGCCUGCUGGCGCUGGACCCGGGCUGGGAACAUGCUUCCUGAGGACUAAUGGGGAAACCAACCUUACAUUCACGUUUGCACUUGCUGGUCUUUAUUUUUUGUUUGUUUUGUUUCUGCACUAAUGCACAGUGAAUUUUGUCGGGUUUUGUUGGGGGGGACUUUUUGGAAGGGGGGGAGGGGGAAGCACCCCUCAAGCGAUUCCGCAGUUCCCAGACUUUGGUUCCUAGUUUGCUGAUGAGAACCAAAAAAAAAAAUAAAAACCAAACUAAAACCAAACCAACACCAAACCAAGGGCCAUGUGUUGCGAAGGUGUUGAUGCAGAUGCCUUCCCCUCGGUUGAUUUUUAUCUCUUCCAAGGCGCUUUUCUGACAUCCCUCGCAAUACUGCUGGCGAUAACGCAGGUCUCGUGGGCCCCCUUUGUUUGCUGUUGCCACACAGUGCCUUUCCAUUCAUUUAACUCGCAUCUGAACGGCAUAAAAACAAAAAUCACAAAAACCUUGAAUGUUCAGCUGGCGUUUUUUACUGUAACAACAAGGAGACUUUGCUCUUCAUUUAAACCAAAUCAUAUUUCAUAUUUUACGCUCAAGGGUUUUUACCAGUUCCUUUUUACACUCUUAAAACAGUUUUUAAGUC
Messenger RNA from Colius striatus (speckled mousebird), 2455 nucleotides. It is a transcript of the gene CPEB1, whose product is annotated as cytoplasmic polyadenylation element binding protein 1. The record is from RefSeq and is a predicted model, not a curated record. Lineage: Eukaryota; Metazoa; Chordata; Aves; Coliiformes; Coliidae. Gene Ontology annotation, cellular component: synapse; nucleus; cytoplasm. Gene Ontology annotation, biological process: negative regulation of cytoplasmic translation. Bases 170 to 1738 code for a protein of 522 amino acids. The transcript has 12 exons. Gene Ontology annotation, molecular function: mRNA regulatory element binding translation repressor activity; mRNA 3'-UTR binding; ribosome binding.